Molecule: messenger RNA, 1029 nt
Organism: Leptinotarsa decemlineata (Colorado potato beetle)
Lineage: Eukaryota; Metazoa; Arthropoda; Insecta; Coleoptera; Chrysomelidae
Source: RefSeq, a predicted model, not a curated record
AUACCAAUAUGCCAAAUACAUAUCAAAGUUUCUCAGGAACAGAGCGAUCAAACUUAGAAACACAGCGAUCAAACUUAGAAACACAGGAUCUAAAUUCAGAACAACAAUUGGAAGACAUUAGUCAAAGUUUGUUAGAAACACAGCAUCAAAAUUCAGAUAACACUAGCUCUCUCCGUUCUUAUUAUGAGAAGCAAUCGGAUUUAACCUUAAUUUAGAAUGAAAACUUUAAUUUUUUAAUUAAACUGACAUAAAGUUCGUGUGAUAUUUUUUUCCUCCCAGCAAGCAACCCUUUCACUUGGAAUAAAAGAUGAACUUACAUACCUUGAAAUAUUCAGGUUGAAGGCUUGUAUAAAUAGCUCGACACGUCUCGGGUAUUAUUUUAGAAAGCGAUGGUGCUGAUAUACCAGUACUGUAUUGUAAAUCUUUUAAUGAGCGUCCUGUAGCCAGAUAUCGCAGAGUGGCUGCCAAUCUUGCCUCUGCAGUUAUACUUUGCCUCAUAUUUGUAUCUUGUUUGGUUAUCUUGUCUUUUAUUUUAUUUAAUAAUAUAUUAAACACUUCGUUGUCCAUUCGUAAAUAAUUUUUAAAAUCAUCAGGAUAAUUGUCUCGUAACUCUCGUAUCAGCGGCAAAUGACUUAAUCGUUCUCUGUAUUUUUUUACCCAUACCGAUCUUCUUUUUCUUGUAUUAUUUAUCAUACAAAGACCGGCGAACAUAACAGCUUGAUUAAAUUUUCUUCUACGAUCGUCCAUUUCGCAAGCGAGGUACGACUUCACUACGGCGCGACUACAAUCCUCCGUAAUUUUCACACACUCCAACGCGCCACGCUUUCCUUCGUUCAAUCGCGCGCGAUUAUCGUUUACACGCACAAUCUUUCCUCUUCCCUUAAAAACGCACGAAUAAUCGCGCGCGAAAGAAUAAGUGCAUAAAAAAACGUGACAAAACAAUCCCUCGCGAUUGCGCGCGCGCGCUUUCCCGCGUUCAAUCCCGCGCACUCCUAAUCACGCGGUAAAGAGCGUGCGUGUAAACCCGGC